CACGAGAUGGCGGCUCGGGGCGUGUCCUCCAGCGGCCGCUGACGUCACGGUGUGGCUUCUACGCUUGCGCGCCUGCUCCUGGUGGAAAGUACCAGAACCUGAGAUAACGCUGAGGUAAACGGACGGCCUUCGUUCCUCGGUUCCCCUUAUAAACCUCGACGCCCGUUUACGAAAUUUGUGCUUCGUGGAUUGGACAGCAUUAGCAGUGUUUUUGUAUCGUUCUGAAUUGUAAGCUGCAUUUGGUGGACCUCCUUGAAGUUGUAUAUCGAAAUGGCUGCAGUCAGGAAGCCAGUUUUCUCACAGUCCUGGGAGGAGGAAGAAUGCCUGGAAUACUAUGGCAUGCUUUCUCUGCACCGUAUGUUUGAGGUCAUUGGAUCCCAGUUAACAGACAGUGAUAUUGAUGCCUUGUCGUUCCUACUGAAUGAAUCUUACCUGCUUACUCAUCCUCUCGACCCUAGCGUCUGGACUGUAGAAGAAGCUGGGGAAGUUCCUUCUAGCGCUUUGCUUGCUGCAUGGCACAGAUGGAACCGGAACUCCAAUGCAUCUUCCAAUAAUAAUUUGGAUUCCAAUGACCUACAAAGGCCUAAAAAUGGCACUGAGCUACUUCUUGAAUUGGAACGAAGAGGAAAAUGUGAUGAAUACAACUUCAAGCACCUUCUUCAGCUACUGCGAAUUUUAACUCGACAUGACCUCCUUCCAUAUGUGUCUUUAAAAAGACCUCGUACAGUGUCCCCAGAGAGAUACACAUAUGGCCCUUCAGUCAUAGACUCUGGCAAACAGAUGGAUGGAUGUUUUAAUUCAACAACAUCACAGACCAGUGAGGAAAGCUGGGAAACUGGAUCUAAUGCGAAGAAGAGAAAAAGGGUAGGGAAAAUAAACAGGGGCUGCUGCACAAACCCCAAAAAGAGCAAAGUGAGCAGUGCCACCCCACCAGCUGAGACAACCCACAGCAAAGUAACAUGUGGGUUGCCAGAUUUUGGGGGGAUUAUGUUAAUGACAGAAAGUUUAACAGCAGCAGCAGUAAAGACCACACAAGAAAUAAGAAUGUCUAAACCGGGACACCUCGGCAAAUUGCACGCAGAAGGGGGUGUAGCAGACAGUGAAAGGAAUGGUGCAGAUUCUUUACAUGAGGUGCAACAAAACAAGGGAUCUCCCUUCUCAAUGUCUCCAAAGAUUACAGAUGAAGAAUGUGGGGAGCGGUCCCCAUCCCUUCCUGGCACUCCAGUUCCCCCAAUGCCUUCUGCUCCUCCCACCCCACAGGCUCCUUCUGCCCCCCAGCAACCGCCUACCUCCCUCCCUCAAACACAGCUCCUCCUUGCUGGCAGCCAGCUGGCUGGGCUAACUGCACUUCUCCCUGCACAGCAGCAGUUGCUUCUCCAGCAAGCUCAGCUUCUAGCAGCUGCUGUCCAGCAAUCCAACGCUGCUGCCGCUGCCAGCGCCUCCCAGUCAGGGUCUGACACCCAGUCCCCAAACAACCAACAGCAACCCCCCCAACUUGCUUUGUCCCAGCCCAUCCACCUCACUGCACAGGAUAUCCAGCAACUGCUGCAACUCCAGCAACUGGUUCUUGUUCCCGGGCAUCCUCUCCAGUCCCCUACACAGUUUCUGCUGCCCCAAGCGGGGCAAGGCCAACAAGGCCUCCUUUCUGCACCAAAUCUCUUCCAGCUACCUCAACAAAGCCAGGGGAAUCUCAUUCCGGGUCAGCCAAGGCCUGGCCUUCCCACUCAGGCUGUGUCCCGUCCAGGACCCCAGGAUCAACCAAUAUUGUCACAUACAGAACCACCAUCUCAUCCUGAGGAACCCAGUGACUUGGAGGAGUUAGAACAAUUUGCCCGAACCUUCAAGCAACGUAGGAUCAAACUUGGAUUCACUCAGGGGGAUGUUGGCCUGGCUAUGGGAAAGCUGUAUGGAAAUGAUUUCUCCCAGACAACCAUCUCCCGAUUUGAGGCACUUAACCUGAGUUUCAAGAACAUGUGCAAGCUAAAACCAUUACUACAGAAGUGGCUAAGUGAUGCAGAAACAAUGUCAGUAGACAGCACUCUGCCAAGUCCUAACCCUCUGAGCAGUCCUGGGGGAGGCUAUGAAGGGCUCCCUGGUCGUAGACGCAAGAAACGCACCAGCAUUGAGACCAAUGUGCGCUUCGCACUGGAGAAAAGUUUUAUUGCGAACCAGAAACCUACCUCUGAGGAGAUCCUUGUGAUUGCUGAGCAGCUGAACAUGGAGAAGGAAGUGAUCCGCGUAUGGUUCUGUAACCGUCGGCAGAAGGAAAAACGCAUCAAUCCUUGUAGCAGUAUGCCACUUAUUUCUAGCCAGAACAAAGGACAACUGUAUGGGACCCAUCUGGUGUCUCCCCCGGUGUCUGCCCCCACGCUCACUUCCCAGGCUUCCAGUAAUCUCAGCACAACAGUGACUACCUUACCUACCACAUUGGGGUCUCUUGUACAUCCUCGUCCACCCUCCAACACAGCACCCCCAUCUGCCACACCUCCUCCAAGCAACAGCACAAGUGCAAGUCCCCAGAGCAGCACCCAUUCUGGGCUUAGCCUGACAGGACUUAGCCCCAAUGCAGGGGGCACAGUGCUCGGGGUCAGCCCGGGGUUGAACCCAGCCCUCAUGGCUGGAAACCCACUGGCCACCAUACAAGCUCUGACCAGUGGUGGCUCUCUGCCACUCUCCGGUCUUGAUGCCAGCGGUAAUCUCGUCCUUGCCAGUGGUUCCAGCAUCUCCAACGCUCCCAGUCUGGUGAGCUCUCCGCUCUUCCUGAACCCUGGAGGUAUCCCUCUUAUCGGCUCUGGCCUGGGACGCAUCACUUCUGCUGGUGGUACCCCUAGUCUCUCUCCAGCCUCCACCACUUCUUCUGGCGAGGCUCCUCUCUCUACCCUACAGCACAGUCCAGGAGGCUCCCAGCAUAGCGGGGAGAGUGAUUGAAAGAGGAAACCAUCUCUCCCCCCCCCCCUUCAACCUCCACCAGCACCCAAGCUGAGUCUCCAUAGAAAUGGUGGCUCCUGGAUUCUUCAGGGGGGUAGAGGUGUGAGUACUUUUCAGAUGGUGUUGCCUCUUUCCCCCUCAACCCUCCAAGUGAAGAAGUGAAAUGUAUGGAGGGGGGGAUUGGAACCAAAAUGAAGAACCAAAAACAAAUUCCUAAACCAAAUAAGAACCAAAAAACCCAAACCUCGGAAAUACUUCAGAGAAACCAAAAAUAUGCUGCACCCUACUCUGGGUGUACAGAGCUCCCCUACCAAAGGAAUUCCCAAAGACUGAGCCCCCCUGCUCCCUCUUGUUAGUCAUGUUGAUCUAGGUGCCAUUUUUAGUUACUGAUACGUAUGAGGUGAAUUCAGGGGGGGGCAGGGAGAUCCUCCAAGCUCCUUCCUCCUGUUGCUUUACGUUCUCUUAUUACAGAGAAUGAAUGUCACAGAUUUUAGGAGGAAGGGAAGGAGGCUGCAGCGGGAGAGUGUCCGCUCAUGAGAUGGGGUGCAUGGGUGAAAUAAGGGAGACCUACUCAGAUAAUGCCCAUCGCUCCCCCUCUUCUACACCAAAUACCAAAAUAACAGCUUUAUCCAAAGCCUAACAUAUCUCUAGAACCUCAGAGUAACUCUGUGUACAUGUGUGAAGUCCAUAUUGAAGAAUACACACAAAGAUUUAUUUAUAGCUUUUUUUUAUGUUUAGCCAGCACUGAACCUCCUUCCCCUUCCAAUCCCUAUUAUUUACGCUGUAUUUAUUUAGAAAUCGCCUAACAUCCCCAUACUACACAUAAGAAACUUUUCACAAUUCUGUUUACAGAAAACGAAAUCUAUAUUUCUCGUUCCAGCUCUAGAUGUGGUUAGAAAACUUAUAAUAGCUUUUGCCGAGCUGGCGGAAAAAACAUUUCAAAAAGUUUUCCCUUUCCCACGGAUGUUUUUUUCUACAAUCUUUUAUAACGAGAAGUUGGUAAUUUUUACUUUCUUUUACCUAUUGAUUGUCUCUUUUUCCCCUUUCCCUAUAUAUUUAUAUAUUUUAACCCUCACACCGCACAAUAGCUUUUUAGACUAAAAAUAUGUUAGCGACUUUGCUUCAUUGCACCCCCGCCCCUUUCUUUUUUGCUCUUAAUUCCUAUUUAUUUAUUUAUUUAUAAUGCUGCCGAGCUUUAUUUUUGCCUUUUUCUCAUGGGAUAUAUUUCCAGGAUCACAUGUUUCCGUGGAUGGACAAAAAUAAAAAAAAAACAAGCAAACCAAAAAUGAAACCAAAACAAACACAAAGGAGAAACCAAAAAGAACAAACAAAAACUUAUUCUUUGCUAACGUUGUGCCAAAGUACAGACUGAAGUUGGUAAAGUGAAGAUAUAUACCAAGAAAUAGAGUUACCAAAAAUCUCGUGUUCCCCCUCCUUCUGAGCCCUAACAUCCCGUGGACAAUGGUACAAGAGUCACAAGGGUGAGGGCUGCAGGGGUGCGUCUUUCUCUGUCUUAUAUACCUCAUCUGAAGAAGCCGAUAUUAUAAAAAAAAAAAAGGAUACUCAAGGAGGGAAUGUUAUCGAAACCAAAAACUUAAAUUCCGGUGAGGUGCGAGGAGCUUAGACUUUCCCUCCUGCAUCCCCGUCCAAAAAGCUUUAACGGCCUCUUUGAAAACUUCUCAUUUUAUUUUUCCAUUUUAUUUGUGGGUUUUACAAACAAUUUUUGUUUUCUCUGUGCCAAAGUAUAAAAAAAAAAAAGUUAUAAACUUUAAACUUCAGAGAAAGCGCCAUGGAAAUGAGGGGGAACAAAUCGUAUACCAAAAAAUUUCCACAUCAGGUGGAGGACUUAUCUGAAACAUGAAUGAAAGAAAAAGAGAGAAACAAACAAGACCAAAAAAAAAAAAAUGAAACACUCUUUUCUUUUUCUUUUUUUCUUUAAAUUUGUUUUCUACAUUUUUUUUAGCUGUUGUUCUUUUUUGGAAAUGUGAACUUUGAACUUUCUUAAAGGGACAUGGGCCUCAUUAUAGCUUUAGCUUUAGAUGUGAUGGAAAAAAAAUAAAAAGAAAAAAAAACAAAAAAAUUUCAAAAACAUAAUCAGGGGUCAAAGAAAGAUGAUACUGUGAAAAAGGAUGCUUUACAAAAUGCUGUCAAAAGUUGCUUAGCCCAUUACCUGCCAGUGACGUUUGCUUUGACGUUUGUCGCAGACUAUCUUGCAGUGAAGGGGUUAACCUCCUUUUGUGUGCCCCACUGCUUUAAUUUAUGUGGUAAGACUUUCACUGUAGGAAGAAAGGGGUGCUAGGAGUGGGACUUAUAGAAUGGACUAAUGAUUGCAUGCAGAUCUAAUUCCUAAUGGAGCGCUCCACUACUACAGCAGUGGUGAGAAGCUAAAAUGAUGCUGAACAAUGUGUUUAUAGGGGAAGCUAAAGAAGGGUUCCAGCUAAAUGCCACCGUCUACUGAAUAACCUGUUACCUCUUUUUUUCCCAUAGUCUUGUUCCUUCUUAGGUCUGUGCUAAAGAUGUUUUAUAAGAAACUUUACUGUUAGUCUGACGUAAAUUGUACACAUAUUUACAGACUUAGACGACCAAAAUUUAUUUGUUGGAAUCUAAAUCUGUUGGAUCUCUUGCUUUAAAGGGGCAUUCCGGUAUUAGAAAAUUAUCACCCCAUGAUAUAUGACUUACUAAUAUAGUGACAACUUCCCUGACAGGAAGUUGUGUAGUCCUUUUAUUUUCAGUGGGGUGUUGUCUCAGUAGCUCCCUAGCUCCUCCCUCUCUCCCAAGACAACACAUCAUCCUUUUGCUGUCUCUGGAGGUGUAGCUUGAUCUUGUCUCUGAGCUCAAACCCUGCUACCUGAGUGAUGUCAUCACCUCAGACCAGCCCCUACAGACUACAUUUCCAUCUCCCUGCCAUAUACACAUACAAAUUAUUUAUUGGGACAUUUAGGAAACAUAAGGUGCAUUUACAGCAUUUGUCUUGGGAUGGGAAUUGCCACAGGCAAAGGAACAGACAGGGAAUGAAUGCAGCAGCUGUGUGGAGAAAGAGUCUGCUAUGUAAUGCAAGAUCUGAGGGAAACCAUUACAUUCUGGGAAUUGUAGUACUGAGCAACAGUGAAUAUCUGACAUAGAAAGGGACCCACGGACACACAAAAUAAAUAGUUUUUUUUUGCAGUUUCAGAACUGGGGUUGACAGAUAAGCAAUGCUGUAUGCUUCUGCAGCAUUUUUUUUUACCUUAUAUCGGAGUACUCCUUUAAAAUAAUGCAAACAAAAAGAGAUACAACCUCAUGCACGAGGCUCAAUGUUUUUUUUACCAAUGAAAGGAAAAAAAAUUGUCAUGGGGAAAGUGCUUUAUGAAUUAUUGGAUACCCCUAGAUACCUAUGUAUGGUUACAGUCAAUGAUAUCAUGGUGGUAGUAACUGUCCUGACAAAAUAUAUGUCAAUUGUAAGGAGAAAUACCUAUAAAAGUCUAAAAUGUUAUCUCUUGAAACUAUGAUACUUAGGCCACAUUUGUAUAAUCCAGGGUACCUCCAGCUGUUGCAAAACUACAACUUCCAACAUCUUUAUAAUUCAUUAUGUACCAUAUUUCCAAUUUGUCUGUAAACCGUAAAAUUGUCUGUGAUCUUUUAAAUAAGUUUUCCAGGAAAAAAGAAAAAUCCAGGUUGGCAUCUCUGCUAAACAGAGGUCAAUGGGAUAAUUUGCAAUGGUCUCAUUCAUCUGUAUAAAGAGGGUCAGUGUAUGCAAGACCUGUUCUGGGCAUGAAUACGGAUUUGGCCCCUCAAUUUAAGCAAUGUUGCGGGUCCUACAGGUCAGAUCAUUACCUAACUUUUAUAAUCUGAUUUUUAUAAUCUGAGAGUUGUGGUCUGCCCACCCCUUUAACCUACA
Messenger RNA from Hyla sarda, 6805 nucleotides. RefSeq names its product POU class 2 homeobox 2 (gene POU2F2). The record is from RefSeq and is a predicted model, not a curated record. The coding region runs from base 271 to 2928 and encodes 885 amino acids. The transcript is spliced from 20 exons. Gene Ontology annotation, molecular function: protein binding; RNA polymerase II cis-regulatory region sequence-specific DNA binding; DNA-binding transcription factor activity, RNA polymerase II-specific. Gene Ontology annotation, biological process: regulation of apoptotic process; regulation of transcription by RNA polymerase II. Gene Ontology annotation, cellular component: nucleus. NCBI's taxonomy places the organism in Eukaryota, Metazoa, Chordata, Amphibia, Anura, Hylidae.